Lotus japonicus is the source of this 2316-nucleotide messenger RNA. RefSeq lists its product as uncharacterized. NCBI's taxonomy places the organism in Eukaryota, Viridiplantae, Streptophyta, Magnoliopsida, Fabales, Fabaceae. The transcript has 5 exons. The record is from RefSeq and is a predicted model, not a curated record. The coding region runs from base 649 to 1953 and encodes 434 amino acids.
UGUUUCUAAAUGGGUUUUAUUUUCUGAUAACAUGUUUCAUUUUUGUUCACAUAUUUAACUAUAUGUUGUUAUUCUGAAUUCUGAUACUCUCCCUCUCUCGGUUUAUUUAGUUUCAGCUGUUCCUUUAGGCUAAUUUGUACUCUUUCUUUGGUUGUCUUGUUUGUGGUGAUUCUGAUCAUGUAAAAUAGUAGUUUGCGUGCUGUUUGUUUAUCUUUUUUUCUCUUUCUUUUCUUUCUAGUUGAGAGAGGCCAUUAAGGAAAAAAAAAAUUAGUUAAGAGUAUAUAGGGUUGUUAAUCCUGUGCAGUAAAUUAAUUGAAGUCUGUGGUAUAAUUUUCAGGAUAUAAUUAUGGACUAAUCCUGAAUGGAAAAUGUUUGGUAGACAACCAAUGCGUGUAUACACCUAGAAUGAGAAAGGAAGAGACGAGAGAGAAGCAAUACAUGUGAUAUAUGAUGUGAUGCGAUCAAAAGGGACAUACAGAGAAAAUUUGGGUGUUUAAGGGUGUAUGUACUGUUAAUGGUUUAUGAAUCAUAACUGAUCCUGAAUUUUAUAAGUGGGUAGUGGGAUUGUGGGAAUGUUGGGUUGAUUUUGGCAUAAAUGUGUUCUGGGCUGAGAUUCCCCUGCAUCCCAUUUUAUGUCUUUUUACAGUAAUGACUCCAUCGAUUGAGCAUUUUUUUCCACAUGGUUUCUUGCCAGAUAAUCAGGUAGAAUCAUCACCUUCAAAUAGGGUAUGCAGGGGCAGGUCUAAUUACUGUUCUAGCAACUGUAUUACGAUGAGUAUGGACAUAAAAGGCAUAACAUGGGUCGGAAAUAUGUACCAGAAGUUUGAGAAUAUGUGGCUGGAGGUGGAAGAGACAAUGUUGGAGGAAACAGUUAAAUACAUGGAGAAGACUGUCGGGGAAAGUGUUAAAAAGAUCUAUUCAGAUGUCAUGCAAGAUUUAGUUCCUCCAUCUUCAUGUCAUUUGGGUGAAAAGCAAGUCCCUGAAUUGCCUGUGGAUCAAUAUACCGAUGCUGACUUCUGUAAGAAGUCAUUUCAAGGUUCCAUGAAAAUUACUAUAAAGCCUGAUACUAAGUUAACAACCAAGGAUUCAAGAACCAAAAAUGAUGUUGACAUUGGUGUAAUCCAUGCUGAAUCCUAUGAUGCUGAUGUGUCCAUCAUGUCAGUUUCUGGCAAUUCUGUCAAAGGGAACAAUUUUAUUUCACAUACAGGACGUCAUGUUAGGAGCACAGGUAUCCAAUUAAACCUUGACACUGAUGAAAGUCUACAAAAAAGAAAGAUGCCUGCACCCAAAACAGUUAAUGAAAUCACUUCCUCAAAAACAGAUACAAGUGAACUCUCCAAUGUAAAUCAAACGCAGGAAGCUACUGUUUCACAACCAGCUUCUACUGAAGUAACAACCCUUGCCUCUGUAGCAGACUGCUGCAAUGAAUUUGGAAAUGAAAAUACUGAACACAUCCUCAAUGUUCUUAAAUCAGAUGAAGAGAAAGAGGAUAUGAGUUCUUCCUCCAUUGUCCUAUAUGGAGAUCCUUAUGAGUUCUCGAUGGUCAGUACGAUGCAGCCUGAAGAUUGUUGUUGUGAUACAGUCAUUGUAUCUCGUCCAGAAGUCGCAGAGACAUGGAAUUUGGAUAUAGCAGAGGUUGAUAGUGUGAAAGAGCAAGGCCGUAAAACCACACAAUUUGAUGAGUUAAAGCUUGAGGAAACAUGUGUUAUGGUAACCAGAGAUGAUCUACAAUUUGUUCCCAAGGCAAGGGUUAAUUCAAAGACUAGCAAGAGGCCGUUUUCUUUAUCCAAGAAGUUUGCGAGGAAGCAAGAAUAUGAGGAGCUUGCCAUAUGGCAUGGGAACAAUGAAAAAGGCAAGAAUGGUUGCUUGGAGAAUUCAGGUCGAACUUUACAAGAGGAUCAAAAGGAAUUACUGCUUCCUGGUAUCUCUGAACCUGAAUGGGAGCUUCUCUGAAUUCCAGGGUGAUAAGUUGUGUAAAUACACAACCAACCCUGCAUAUUUUACACUCACCUUUUAGUCUCAAUGUCCCACAAUAUCUACUAUGUUACUACAUGUGCUUUCCUUGCUCCAAAAUGCCCUCCCCUAUCCUCUCUUUUCUGGUGAAAGAAAAAACAAAAAAAGAAGCCGUAACAAACCAUUCAAAUGAGUUGCUGCAAAUAGAAUAGUUAAUGCAGCUCGGGCCUACUAUUCAUGUCAGUAUUUACUAUUUAGAUUUUCUCCAUUGGCAAUGUCCUUUGAUUCUUCAUGUGUUUGAAUUUUCUUUAAACUCAACGCCGAUUCAAGUGGAAGUCACCCUGAAAAAAUCUUGCUUCUUCA